CGACAGGCACUUGCUGGCUGCUGAUUGGACCAGAGACUUUACUCUAGGAGCGUUACACUGCUGCUGACUGGUUGUGACCGUGUAUUCCUUUACGAAAAACACAAACAUUGGAGUGAUAAAACCCACGUGGAGGUGGCUUGGCUGAGUGGGCGGACUGAGGGCUUGGGAUCACUGUCGCCGGGCGGUGAAGGAAAGCAGGAGCGGGGGUGUAGUUGUUGGGGGUGACCGUCUUGAGAAACAGCUGGCACAGUUUCAAUCAGGACAACCAUCAUUCCAUUCGUGUUAACAUGGUAGCCAGUAUGACCAGUUGGUAUUUGCUUGUUAUCUCCAGGAGUCUUCAACAGUAAGACGAUUUCUGAGGAGACCCUACUCAGACCAGAAGAUUAUUUUGCCAGGGGGACUUAUUUUUUUGAACUGGUGACCUAACCGUAUUACCAGUACCACGGCGACCCAAGGCGGGGAGAUGCUGUUACUGAGGCGGGAGGUGAGCGACGGUAAUCGACUCACCUCCGCUGCUGCCAAGGGGGACCUUGCCGAGGUGAGGCGUUUACUGCGCGAGGAGCUGUUACAUCCUGAUGCUGUGAAUCGUUUUGGAAGAACCGCUCUACAGACUAUGAUGUUUGGAAAUUGUUUAAUCGCAGAUGAGUUGUUGAAGAAUGGUGCAAAUCCCAACGUACAAGACAGUUAUGGCAUAACUCCAAGCCAUGACGCAACACGGACUGGCUUCCUUGACACAUUGAAGGUUUUGGUUGAGCAUGGAGCUGAUGUAAAUGUACCUGACUGUACUGGCAACCUGCCUAUUCAUAUUGCAGUUCAAGAAGGAUUCUUAAGCAUUGUGGAAUAUCUGGCUCCCAAGUCUAACCUUCAGCAUGCAAACUCCCAAGGGCAAACUGCACUGGAUAUCUCAAGACUUUGUGGGUUUUCUGCCAUCCAAGAGCUCUUAGAGCAUCCUCCUGGGAUGCUGGGUGUACAUUUGUAAUAUGUAUUAUCUGCACAUUGUCAGCAUUGGCAAAGAUGCUGUGUAAGCAUUAUGUAGCUGGGUUAUUGGCCCAUAACUUAUCCUGAAAAGUGUUAUCUUUUAAUGCUGGGGAGGGAAGUGGGUAGUUUGAAUUGAUUAAUGCGCACAUGGGAGAACUAAUGAAUUUACCAAGUAGUACUUUAUUACCAAUUUAUUUUGUCAGUUUUCAUCCCUUCAUGCAUGAAUCUUGUAUUACCCAUGCACUUGUUUGUUUGUGUCAGGCAUGUGGAAGGCAGUACUCCGAUCAUCCUUUGCUACACUGAGCUUCAUAAGGAGUUGCUUUCUGACAUAGACACAGUCUUCACAGAACUACUGCCCACGAUAUCUGACCUCCAGCAUAGUGCUUAAAUCUAAUAGCAAAUAUGUAGCGGGAUCUCAGGCUUGUGGUUUGAGGAAAGCAAAAGUAGAAAAUGCACAUAAUGUGACCUUUUUAGUUUAGAUUAAUUUUUUUUGUGGGUCGUGCUUGGCAGUUUUUCCACAUACACACACACAGACUGAUGGGUUACUGCCUCUUUGAGGCAUAUCUCUAUGCUGCCACAAAGCCAGCGAGUUACCCCUCCUGUAAAAUGAUGCACACUGUCCUUGUGACACAUUGAGACCUGGCAGGUUUUUCAUCUGUGAACAGAGGUGAGAAAAUGGCAUGUGACACUGCACUAGUAGAAAGUUUAGGUACUUGAGACGUGUAUUUAUAUAUCUAUAUAUUUUUAAUGUCUAGUCUCAUUUAUGUGUCUUUUUGUGCUACCUCGCCCUUUUUACUUUAGGGGGCUUUGUUUUGUUCUUGAGGGAAGAUAUUUGCACAAUGUCAAACUUCAGUGUUGCAAGCUGGGAUCAAAUGCUCAUUUUAUUUUCCUUUGCAGGAAUGGGUACUUAAAAAUACCUUUCUUUUUACCUUAGCUUCUCCAUUUUAAAACCUGAAUUCUGACAGAGGUCUCCUUCCUUCCUCUCCCUUUGUUUUUAUUAAAAUGUGAGUUAUAACAGUGUGGACACUGAAACACAAGUUAUAUAUGCAUUUUUAACUGAUCAAAAAUCUGCACUGAGAAAAAUACACACCCAGCUUGUUUAACUGUCUUGUUACAUUAAAGAACAAACUGGUGGAAGAAUCUAGUUUUUUUUCUUUUCUUCCCCCAGGCUGAGCCUGAAAAUGGUCCAGUAAGAUAAGUGCUCUAUCCCAGUCGACAAAUGCAUAUAAAUAAAAUAAUAUAAAAACUUAAAUGUUCCACCCUGCUGGGAACUGGACAAGAGUCUAGAAUUGUGAAAAAAAAUUAAUGGGGAUUUAACUUUGUUUUUAUCUUAUGAAUUGUUGAUUUUUUUUUAAUAUCUUAACGGUUGUAAUUUCCUGUCAAAUUGAUUACUCUUAAUGAAUUUCAUUGUGUGUCUUGUAUAGAGUUUGGGUGACACAAAAAUAUAUUGUAUUUAUUACGCUUUAAAAUGUUGUAUACACAUUGUAUACUUUUUAAAUAUUAAAUUAUUAGCCUAUUUCCAAAUUAAAUUUAUUGGCUUGGUGUUGCAAGA
Molecule: messenger RNA, 2530 nt
Organism: Protopterus annectens (West African lungfish)
Lineage: Eukaryota; Metazoa; Chordata; Ceratodontiformes; Protopteridae
Gene: CDKN2D
Product: cyclin dependent kinase inhibitor 2D
Exons: 2
Coding region: 464-979 (171 amino acids)
Biological process (GO): regulation of cyclin-dependent protein serine/threonine kinase activity; negative regulation of cell population proliferation
Cellular component (GO): nucleus
Molecular function (GO): protein kinase binding; cyclin-dependent protein serine/threonine kinase inhibitor activity
Source: RefSeq, a predicted model, not a curated record